Molecule: messenger RNA, 1035 nt
Organism: Hipposideros armiger (great roundleaf bat)
Lineage: Eukaryota; Metazoa; Chordata; Mammalia; Chiroptera; Hipposideridae
Product: GTP-binding nuclear protein Ran-like
Exons: 1
Coding region: 17-667 (216 amino acids)
Biological process (GO): protein import into nucleus; ribosomal subunit export from nucleus
Cellular component (GO): cytoplasm; nucleus
Molecular function (GO): GTP binding; GTPase activity
Source: RefSeq, a predicted model, not a curated record
UGGAAGCAACAUCACGAUGGCUGCCCAAGGAGAGCCCCAAGUUCAGUUCAAACUCAUAUUGGUUGGUGAUGGUGGGACUGGGAAAACUACCUUUGUGAAACGUCAUCUGACUGGUGAAUUUGAGAAGAAAUAUAUAGCUACCUUGGGCGUGGAGGUCCAUCCCCUCGUGUUCCACACCAACAGGGGACCUAUUAAGUUCAACGUGUGGGACACAGCUGGUCAGGAGAAAUUUGGUGAACUGAGAGAUGGCUACUACAUCCAAGCCCAGUGUGCCAUUAUAAUGUUUGAUGUAACUUCAAGAGUUACUUACAAGAAUGUGCCUAACUGGCAUAGGGAUCUGGUACGAGUAUGUGAAAACAUCCCCAUUGUGCUGUGUGGCAACAAAGUGGAUAUUAAGGACAGGAAAGUGAAGGCAAAAUCGAUUGUCUUCCACCGAAAGAAGAAUCUUCAGAACUAUGACAUCUCUGCCAAAAGUAACUACAACUUUGAAAAGCCCUUCCUCUGGCUUGCUAGAAAACUCAUCGGAGACCCUAACUUGGAAUUCGUUGCCAUGCCUGCCCUCGCCCCACCGGAGGUUGUCAUGGACCCCGCCUUGGCAGCACAGUAUGAGCAUGACCUAGAGGUUGCUCAGACAACCGCUCUCCCGGAUGAGGGUGACGACCUGUGAAAGUGAAGCGGGGCCCAGCGUCAGAAGUCUAGUUUUACAGGCAACUGUCCUGUGAGGUCAGUGGUGCAGCGUGUUUGCCACUUUAUUACAUAGCUAAGCAGAACAUGUGCUUAAUCUUGGGGAUGCUGAAGGAGAUGGAUGGGCUUCGGAGUGAGUGUGGCAAUUAAAAAUAACUUCCUUUUUUGGACCUGCAUAUUUAGCUGUUUUGGAACACGGUCGGUUUCUUGUUGAGUUUCAAAUAUAAGACUGCUAUAGUCACAAUAUUCAAUGGGAGAGCUUGUUUGUUACUGUCAUUCCCAUUCCUUUUCGUUUAGAAUCAGAAUAAAGUUGUAUUUCAAAUAAAAAUAAAUAAAAAAACUCUCAAGAUC